Messenger RNA from Chaetomium strumarium, 1708 nucleotides. RefSeq lists its product as uncharacterized. Gene Ontology annotation, biological process: nucleocytoplasmic transport. The record is from RefSeq and is a predicted model, not a curated record. Lineage: Eukaryota; Fungi; Ascomycota; Sordariomycetes; Sordariales; Chaetomiaceae. Gene Ontology annotation, molecular function: structural constituent of nuclear pore. Bases 106 to 1566 code for a protein of 486 amino acids. Gene Ontology annotation, cellular component: nuclear pore. The transcript has 3 exons.
CACAAAACAGCAACCAUCGGGUAACAAGUGACGACGGCAAACGCUCCAGUUGCUGUAUGUUUCGUGGUUUGCACUUGCUAUCCCUUGCAGCAGAAGGUCGCGGCAAUGGCGCUUGCACGGUCCGCUAGCGGUCCUGGAGGGCUGAGCGUCAACACGGGCUCGUCCAAUCUGUUUGGAACCAACACAAGCCAGGCUCCAGCAGGAGGCGGGCUCUUUGGGACCGCGACUUCUCAGCCCGCGCAAGGAGGAUCUUUGUUCGGCACGGCAACCUCGCAGCCUCAGCAGACUGGGAGUCUUUUUGGCUCGACGACCACACCAGCUUCGCAACCUCAGCAGACCGGCGGCCUCUUCGGCCAGACGACGGGAACCACGAAACCGCAGCAAACGGGGAGCUUGUUCGGGACAGCUACUGCCCAGCAACAGCAACCGCAAUCACAACAAACAGGAGGAGGAGGGUUGUUCGGGAACACGUCGUCGCAGCCGGCACAGACAGGGGGCCUUUUCGGCGGAGCGACACAGGCACAGCCGGCGCAAACUGGGGGAUUAUUUGGUGGCUCAACGACACAGCAGCAACAGCAGCAGUCUCAGGCUACGGGAGGGCUCUUCGGCGGCCAGAGUUCAACCACCGGCGGAAUGUUCGGUGCUAAGCCGGCGGGGACGACGGCCGGGGGCGGGCUGUUUGGGCAGCCGGCGAAGCCGCAGACGGGCGGUCUCUUCGGUGCCAGCCAACAGCCCCAGCAGCAGCAACCCAAACAAGUCGGCCUGACAAUGGGCCAGUCGACCGCCGCGCAACAACAAGUCGUGCCCGGAGUGCGCAUCGACCUCAGCAACAUCAAAUCCACCACCCGCUUCAACGACCUGCAAGAGUCGCUCCAGAAGGAGAUCGCCAUGAUCGACGAGGUCAUCCAGAAGUGCAUCAAGGACAAAGAAGUCAUCGACGCCUUCAUGCCGUCGCACGGCGACCAGCUGGCCGCCAUCCCGACCGACGUGAGCUUCGUGUCGCGCAAGUCGGAGGGCGCGCACAACGCGCUGUCGAGCGACAUCGUCGCCAUCGACCAGCUGCGGGAGCUGGUCAAGCAGGACGCGGGCCACGCGCGCCUGUCGUUCAAGGCGAUCGACAACCUCAAGCUGCCGACGCAGUACCACCAGGCCGGGCUGUGGUCUAAUAGGGGGCAGCAGGUCGGCGGCGGAGCGGGCGCCGGCGGCGGGGUCGGCGUCGGCGUCGGCGUCGGGGAUGCGAACGAGCAGAGCAACUCGGAUCUGAUCAGCUACUUCUCCCAGACGGCGAGCGAGAUGGACGAGAUGAUGAGGAAGCUGGAGCAGAACCUGGGCGAGAUCGAGGUGCAUCUGCACGGGGUCCAGGGUAACAUACUGGAGCAGAUGCAGCGGGUGGCCGCGCAGUCCAAGAGUGUGGCCCAGGGCGGCGUGGACGAGAGGGUUAUUGAGCUGGCGGGUGUGCUACGCGACUUUGAGGAGAGUAUUCUGAAGGUUGCUGGGGUUGUCGGAGGCGUCCGGGAGGGAGUCACGGAAUUGCAGCUGAAGGACUUCAUAGGCCACGGCAGCUGAGCGGCAGAGCGCGGUUAGGGCGCGUAAUCGGCGGAAUAGGAAAGUGUACAACAUUUGCGGGUGAAUUAGUAGAGUGUUAGCAUACCCGAUCACCACCUAGAUGUUUGUAUUCAUCGCAUGCAGGAACAAUUGACAUCAAAAU